CUUGAAGGAGGGGGCGGGUUCGAGGGCGGGGCUGGCGGCGACGGGGCGGGGCUUGAAGCUGGGCCGCCUCCUCUCUUGCUGCGCUCAGGGGCCUUAGGUGGAGACUAGCGCAAUAGAACGGCGGAGCUCAUCCCGCGCAGGAACCGGCGCCGAGCUUGCGAGGAAGUUCCAGCGUCUUGAUUGAGGGUUCUCUCCUCGGCUGGGGGGCGCUCUCCUCUAGGCCCGUUUGCCUGCUGGCGGCUCGCCCCAACCUGACACACGCCGCGCAGAUGUGAGCGAGCCUGGCCAGAGCCGUGCAGCCGCUCCACUCAGCUCGUCAGCAACUGCGUCCCGCUUCUUCCCGCCAGGUCCCAGUGGGAGAAAUAUGUGGCAGCCGGCAACGGAGAGACUGCAGCACUUUCAGACCAUGUUGAAGACUAAGCUAAAUGUCUUAACCCUUCGGAAGGAGCCUCUCCCUACGGUGAUCUUCCAUGAGCCAGAAGCCAUUGAGCUGUGCACCACAACUCCGUUGAUGAAGACACGGGCGCACACUGGGUGCAAGGUUACAUAUUUGGGUAAAGUUUCUACAACAGGGAUGCAGUUUUUGUCAGGUUGCACAGAAAAACCAGUCAUUGAGUUGUGGAAGAAACACACGCUUGCCAGAGAGGACGUCUUCCCAGCUAAUGCUCUCCUGGAAAUCCGCCCCUUCCAAGUUUGGCUUCAUCAUCUCGACCUCAAAGGAGAAGCUACUGUCCACAUGGACACCUUUCAGGUUGCACGUAUUGCUUACUGCACUGCCGACCACAAUGUCAGCCCAAACAUCUUUGCGUGGGUUUACCGAGAGAUCAAUGAUGACUUGUCCUACCAGAUGGACUGCCAUGCUGUAGAGUGUGAGAGCAAGCUAGAGGCCAAGAAGUUGGCACAUGCCAUGAUGGAGGCCUUUAAGAAGACUUUCCAUAGCAUGAAGAGUGAUGGCCGGAUUCAUCGGAAUAGCUCAUCUGAGGAAAUGUCUCAAGAAUUGGAAUCUGAUGAUGGCUGAUUUGAACUCAUCAACGAUUAAGCAAAGCAGAAAUGGCCCUGGGAAUAGAAGCAUAUUGAUGAAUAAGCAACAGUUUGGUUUGGGAUGAGAGGUCUUCCCAGCACUUGACUGAUUCAGCUUUUCAAAAUAAAAAAAGAGCAAAACUCCCACAAAUGCAUAUUUUAAAAUAAUCAUUACAUUGAAAGCUGCUGUUUUAAAAUGUGAGAGAGCUUUUCAUUUUCUUAAAUUUUAUUUUCCUUUCCAGUUCCAUUUUGGCCCUUUCUAUUCAGGUUCAUAUUUUGAAGAUGCGAUAAUUAUUUCCUGUUGAACCCAUCUGUGUCCUUCUAAUGAUAACAUCCUCUAAGAUUUGUUGCUUAGAUCAACUGCUGAUGCAGAGCAGUGAUCCAGAUCAGUUGCUAAAGAGAGAAUAUUAUUUGGUGGCCUACUGCUAAUCCUGUUGACCACCUCCAGGCUGAAAUAGCCACACCACCUUUUAGAUUUAACAGCCUGACAGUUUCCAGUUAAGUCACAUUUCACAGUUUGAAUAUUUAAAGAUGCUUAUAUUUACACAUUAUAAUCAUAUGCUUUAUUUUAUUUUAUUCAUUUACCUUUUUAAUGUACCUGCAGCCAUUCAUGUCCCACCUAGCACCCAUAGUUCAUUUUGGUUUUUAAAGUACAAACUGCAGGAAUACCAAAAGGGAAAGGAUGGAAAUCCAGUUGUGAACUCACUACCUUUGCUUCAAUAUUUUAAAAAUGGAAAUUUAAUUGAGAGCUUGUAAAGGCUUUGAUGAGUACCAUUUGGACUGUGAUUCUUGUCCAGCCACAAGAGAGACAAGAAAGAGGGUACUAGUUUCACAGCAGUCAUAUUGGCAAUCACUUCUGCAUUGGCUGGCUUGGUUACCUGAUAUAACUUGUUCUCAAGGGUCAGGUUUGAGUUACCAUUGUGAUCACAGGUUGUCUAACAGAGAAAAGCCAAGGCUUAUUUGCGGUCAGUUUGAAAGCAAAUGGCUUGUUCUGAUUUAAAACCUCAUGCUAAUAUUCCUAAACCCUUUCCUAAUCACAAAUGAAAGGGUUCAUAAAUUAAGAAAGUUUUUGUUUUAAACUUUAAGGCCAAGUGCUAAUUGAUAGUUUGCAGGUAAUGCUGCUCGUUUAUACAGUCUUGUUCAUAAAACGUGGUAAUGUUAGGGGCACUAGGGCACCUUACAGAAGCCUUAAAAGAGAGCUAAUCAAAGCAGAUAGCUAUAGAAGUCUGUUCUGUUGUGUGUGAAUAUGUAUAACGUGUGUUUGUGUAUGUGAGUGUGUAUGAGUGUGUGUGAUUAGUGUUAAUGCAUGUAGAUUGAUCAUGGGAAUAUACUGAGGAGGACUCACACCUCUUGAAAAUAUGCUUAUUGCUUUCUAAGUGUAUGUAAACAAUUCCUGCAGCAUAAAGGCAUUCAUACUUUAAUAAAAAAAAGUUUGAAUUACAAAUAAAUAA
Molecule: messenger RNA, 2471 nt
Organism: Heteronotia binoei (common prickly gecko)
Lineage: Eukaryota; Metazoa; Chordata; Lepidosauria; Squamata; Gekkonidae
Gene: PID1
Product: phosphotyrosine interaction domain containing 1
Exons: 3
Coding region: 365-1018 (217 amino acids)
Biological process (GO): negative regulation of D-glucose import across plasma membrane; regulation of mitochondrial membrane potential; regulation of reactive oxygen species metabolic process
Cellular component (GO): cytoplasm
Source: RefSeq, a predicted model, not a curated record